Messenger RNA from Hyla sarda, 2233 nucleotides. RefSeq names its product family with sequence similarity 133 member B (gene FAM133B). NCBI's taxonomy places the organism in Eukaryota, Metazoa, Chordata, Amphibia, Anura, Hylidae. The record is from RefSeq and is a predicted model, not a curated record. The coding region runs from base 79 to 810 and encodes 243 amino acids. The transcript has 11 exons.
CUAUUCAGGGCUCCGCGCUUUCCAGCCUCGGAGGCCUCGGUCUCGGGAGACGUCACAGCUAAGGGAGCUCGGAAUAUCAUGGGGAAGCGGGAUAACCGGGUGGCAUAUAUGAACCCUAUUGCAAUGGCUCGAGCCAAGGGUCCCACAUCUUCCGGAGGUCCCACCAUACAGGAUUAUCUGAGCCGACCAAGACCUACUUGGGAAGAAGUGAAGGAGCAGCUGGAGAAGAAGAAAAAAGGCUCCCGAGCACUGGCAGAGUUUGAAGAGAAGAUGAAUGAGAGUUGGAGGAAGGAACUGGAAAAGCACAGAGAGAAAAUCAUCAGCGAUAAUUCUUCAAAGAAGAAGGAGAAACGGAAAAAGGAAAAGAAGAAAUCUGGUGGGUUGUCUUCAUCAUCUUCCUCUACAUCAUCGACUUCUGCUUCUUCCAGCAGUUCUGAAGAAUCCGAAAUUGAGACCAAGAAAAAAACUUCAAAGAGAAAAAAGAAGAAAAAGCAUUCCCGCAAGACUUCAGACAGCAGCUCUGACUCUGAGAGCAAGGAUUCUGUGAAGAAGAAGAAAUCCAAAGAGGAGCACGAGAAAGAUAAGGACGGGAAAAGUAUAAGCAGGAAGAGAAGACAUCCAGACGGCAAUGAUCAGAGAGACUCUUCUUAUGACUCCUCUUCUGGAUCAGAAUCAGAAGGAGAGGCAUAUAGGAAAAGAAGAAGAAGCAGCGAAGAACAAGCUUAUAAAGCCAAGAAAAAGAAGAAGCACAAGAAACACAGCAAGAAGAAGAAAAAGAAAUCUCACGCCUCCAGCUCGGAUUCUGAAUAACAAUCCUUAGAUACGCCCGCACACGUGCAAUGACUGUGAACAGCCCAACUCCAUCCCCGUUCUGUACUUAGAUCUUCUGUGCCGCAGUUGACUGUUUCAUGACAAAAGCAUCUCCGAGGGGAACACCCUGCGCAAUGUGGAGUCACUUUUUUUUUUAUUUAAUUGCCACCAGAGAUACAUUUUUUUUUUUGGUAACUGUAUUAUACAAGGGAGGGGAGGGGGGGGGUGACUUUUUUUCCUAGCACAAUAUCUGGUACCACACUCGCACAGUAAUGUUACCUCAAACCCCAGACUUAUCCUAAGGGCGCAUUCACACUACUGAAUAUCCACCUGGAGAAAUUUCGGGUGGCCAUUCCGUGCACAGCAGGUUCCGACUGUCUAUGCUAGGACCUGCACCGUCACCAGUGAUGGCAAUGUGUGUCCCAGCGCAUCCGCCGAAAGAACGAACAUGUCCACAUGUUCUGGAAUUUUCCACCGCUGAAAUUUAGCAUUGUUCCCGGUGUAGCAAAAUCCUAUUGAAAACAAUGGGGGGCUGCAGCAUUGCAACUUCCUGGCAGAGUUUCUCUGCUCCAAAAUCCUGUAGUGUGAAUGCGCCCUAAAUGUAACCAAUCCAGGCAGCCAUCAAUAAGAGUUCACACUGCAGACCUGCUACAAACCAGUGCUAUAGUGAGGCACGGAGCACAACGGUCCAGGCAGCAAUGGGGAUUUGAACCCUAAUUUCUGAUACAGAUUCUGCAUCUUCGCAUCUCAUAGGGUUUGCGUAGGGACAUGUGUAGGGACAUGUUGAAUCGCAUUUAUGGUCGCCUGUAUGUAUGUGUAAGGCUAUGUUCACACGGAGGAAUUCAGUGGGAAAGUUUUGCUCGGACACGUCUAUUCUUUCUGCUCGGAAAUGCAUUGCCGUCUAUGAGACAGAGUAUAUCCGAGUGGUUCGAGCUCCCAUUUUCGGCCAAGUGAACAUGGCCUUAAAAGACAUCUGCAGCAAAAUACAACUUAUCCCCUAUCCACAGGAUAGGGGAUAAGGGUUUGAUCGUGGGGGUCCGACUGUUGGUACCCCCCGCGAUCUUCUGCAUGGGGCUGCGGCUCUCCCAUGCAGGAGGCGUGCCGACGGCAGCGUGACAGUGUUUGUGGCCACCCGUCUCGCCAAUAAUACUUUAUGUGCAGGGGGCGUACGCGCAUGUGCAGGGGGUGUACGCUCACAUAGAGCGACAAUGUGGGGCCCCGUUUGGGAGAUCACGGUCGGUUCCAGUGGUCGGACCCCCCGCAAUCAAACACUUAUCCCCUAUCCUGUGUAUAGGGGAUAAGUUGUAUUUUGCUGCAGAUGUCCUUUAAAGGGGUACUCCGGUGGAAAACAAUUUAUUUAUUUAUUUAUUUUUUUUUUUUUUAAACAACUGAUGCCAUAAAGUUAAACAGAUUUGUAAAUUAC